AUGGAGGUGGAGACAGUGGAGCUUCAUAAGCUGAAGCUUACUGAGCUGAAACAGGAAUGUCUUGCAAGAUGUUUGGAGAUCAAAAGAAUUAAACAAGAUCUCAUCAAUAGACUCCAGGCUUAUCUUGAAGAACAUGCUGAAGAGGAGGCCAAUGAAGAGGAUGUUCUGGGAGAUGAAACAGAGGAAUAUGAACCAAAGCCAGUGGAAGUGCCUGUCAAAGAGGAGGAACCUCCUGAGAAAACUACUGAUGUGGCAGCAGAGAAGAAGGUAGUGAAAAUCACAUCUGAAAUACCACAGACUGAUAGGAUGCAGAAAUGAGCCAACUGAUUCAAUGUACCUGUGAGUUUAGAGAGCAAGAAAGCUGCCCAUGUGGUGGUUGGCAUUUCUUCAGUUCCAGCCAAAGGUCUAUCAUCAGACACCAAACCUAUAGUAAACGUGGACAAAUUAAAGGAAAGGGCUCAAAGAUUUGAUUUGAAUGUCUCCUCAGUCUCCAAGAAGAGUGAGGAUGAUGAGAAGCUGAAAAAGAGGAAGGAGCAAUUUGGGAUUAUCACAAGUUCAGCUGGGACUGGAACCACAGAGGACACAGAGGCAAAGAAGAGGAAAAGAGCAGAACGAUUUGGUAUUGCCUGUUGAAAGUUUUUUUUUCUG
This is a messenger RNA of Monodelphis domestica (gray short-tailed opossum), 648 nucleotides long. RefSeq names its product SAP domain-containing ribonucleoprotein. Lineage: Eukaryota; Metazoa; Chordata; Mammalia; Didelphimorphia; Didelphidae. Gene Ontology annotation, biological process: poly(A)+ mRNA export from nucleus. Gene Ontology annotation, cellular component: nucleus. The record is from RefSeq and is a predicted model, not a curated record.